UGUUGCGCCGUAGCUUUUGCCGCGGCGCCUGGCAGUCCAUUGGCGAAGCCCUAACGAGCAGCGGGCGAGAUCGGAGCAUUCCCACGGAAGGAUUCAUAAGAACUCGAGCGAGCGAAAGUGUGAACGUGUGGACUUUUUUUUCCCUCUUUCUCGCGCGCGCGCCUCGAUCCGUUCUUUUUUUCUUUUCCUCGCUCUCUUUCUUUUUUUUUUUUCGAUACAUCGCCCGCUCCAGUUCCCCGGCGACGAGCCAUCCCGGUGUGCUUUCGAUAUAUUUUCGCGUCGCGUCGUGAUAUAAAUAAAGCGUAGCAGCCGAAGUACGUAAACACAGGGGGAUUCUUGAGAGACAGCGCUUGUGAAAAAGUGAUUCGCGUGAUUUCUGUAUGUCAUUUGGACGGAAAAUUUGAAAAAAAAAAGAAAAAAAAGCGUGUUCUCUCUCCUCUUUUUGACGUACGAGCAUCGUGAAAUUUUAGUGCUUCUGGACCACGAAAUCGUCGUCUGUCGACGACAUGUGAUACGUAUACGAGAGAAAGGAAGAUAAAUCGCGCGUGAUUUGCACGCCCGAUUUCGAAACUAAUCCCUUUUCGUAUUAUCGAUCGUCGUGAUUUCGCGGAGUGAUCGUGUAAAAAUUGGAUAGCUCAGUUGGAUGUCGCUCUUCCGUUUCUCUCUUCUCCCUUCAUUACGUAAACUAGUACCAGUGAGAACUUUGAGAAUGGAGAUGAGUUGAGGAUUGACUACGAUGUUGAGCUGUCUCUCGGCCGUGGUGGCCUCCAUUUUGGUUCACCAGAUACGUUUCCUGUGCGCCGCCAAUACUUUGGGUGAAACGAAACCGUUUAGAAAAGAUUUGAACUUACCACGCUCAAUUUGGCAUGAACUUAGCUCACCUUUCACAGAGGUGUAUGAGGUGGAGAGUUUCGUGACUGAAACAGGCGGCACUCCUGAACCGAGGCCAUUUUUCGAGGAUCCCGAAAGUAACAUUACCGUACAGCUUGGUACUCAAGUUUACAUGCACUGCAGGAUACAAAAUUUACAAAAUAAUCUUAAGGUAUCCUGGGUGCGUAGACGAGGAGACGAGCUUCAUUUGCUGACCAUCGGCUUGGACACGUACGCGAGCGACUCCAGAUUCUCCCUGGCCUUUGAGAAGCCUAAUGACUGGCGAUUGCUCCUGCGCUCUGCCACGGAACGCGAUGCCGGCCUUUACGAGUGUCAAGUCAGCGCCCACCCACCAUUAAUCAGAACUGUCCAUCUAGCGGUGUCAGUGCCGAGGGUGGAAAUAGUCGACGAGCAUGGUGCUACGGCCGCCGACAAGUUCUACAAAGCAGGUAGCACAAUAGAGCUGAAGUGUGUAGUCAGCAAUAUACCGCAACCCACCGGCUAUGUCACGUGGCGACACGGAUCUCGUACGUUGAAUUACGACACGACUCGUGGUGGCAUCAGCGUCAAGACGGACAUGGGUGCAGCCGGUGCGGUAUCUAGGCUCUACAUAGCAAAUGCGAAUAAAAAAGAUAGCGGGAACUACAGCUGCGCCCUGGCGAAUGUAGCAGCAGCCACUAUGGUGUCCGUCCACGUGUUAAAUGGGGAGAAUCCAGCUGCUAUGCAACACGGGGGUUCCUCAACCCCGAGGGCGACCUUUAUUUUCACCGUUGUGAUAUCACUAUCGUCGCUCUUAAGGUGACCGUGAUGACCCCGGUGCAUUUUGAACCUGCGAUUCGAAUGGUGCUAACUUUCUCUCUCCCCACGGGAGGAUCCUCUCGCGCGUCCGGAAUGUCCUCUCUCACGAAGCGGAGACGAGAACUUUGGAGGCAUUAUUAGGCUCCCUACCACUCUGCCACUUUCGCAGGAAACCACAUGCAGCAAUUGGUUGUGCGAAGUACGUAUACGAAACGGGAUAUCUGGCCUCACAUGGGAAAUGUCGCGGUAUAUAUAUAUAUAUAUAUAUAUAUAUAUAUGUACAUGUAUAUAUACGCGUGACAACUAGAGGAUGGGUAUCAAGAGCGAAUCCGCGAUUUCGAGAACUCAACUCUCGAACGAGCUCUCUAGCUUCGAGAUCUUCGCGGAUUCGGCGAGACGACGACGCGUAUCAGUUUCGACAGACAUUUCACGAGAAACUUGACUAAUCGCUUCCGGUGGCGAUCGAUGCGGGAUUUGCAUUCGGACGAGUGUCGGAUGGUGUUUCGCGAAUUUCUGGGAGGUUGGAAGAGAGGGAGAGAAAACUUUUCAUCUCUCCUUCCCCUUCGUGUGGUGUGUGUGUGUGUGUGUGUGUGUGUGCGUGUGUUCGAGCUCCUGGUACUGGCAUGUUGACACGUUGUUAUUGCGCGUUCCCCACAAUGUUCAAAUGCGGAUCCGUUAAUUAAGAGAUUCCGUUCAUGUGAUAUAUAAUGCGCGACUAUAUGAUAUACGCUCGUAUAAAUCGUUGCCGGAGAAAUGGUGUGACUAACUAUAUAAUGGACAUUUUUUUUUAUUUUAUUUCUUUAUUUUUUUCAUUUUAUCUGCGUAUUCAAGGUAUACCGACGUAAAAUACAGUCUUUUGUUCCGGAAACAUAAUUAAAAGCAAAUUGAAAAUUCACCAAUAUAUAUAAAUUUUAAUAUACAGGGUGUAUCUCUAAAUAAUAGCGAAAAAUUUCAGGAAAUGAUUCUUUGUUGAAAAUUAUAAGGGGGGUUUUUUAUAUAAACA
Nylanderia fulva is the source of this 2671-nucleotide messenger RNA. The record is from RefSeq and is a predicted model, not a curated record. Lineage: Eukaryota; Metazoa; Arthropoda; Insecta; Hymenoptera; Formicidae.